Molecule: messenger RNA, 2466 nt
Organism: Daldinia decipiens
Lineage: Eukaryota; Fungi; Ascomycota; Sordariomycetes; Xylariales; Hypoxylaceae
Exons: 1
Coding region: 102-1766 (554 amino acids)
Source: RefSeq, a predicted model, not a curated record
CGGCUCAGCCGCACCUUUAAGACCUCCACAGAAUUUGGACAGAUACUUCCCACUUUCAUAUCCAACAAACACUAAAGAAAACCCCCUAAAAACAAAAGGAAAUGGAUCCUCUGAGCGCGUUUUCUCUCGCCGCCGGGGUCGUUCAAUUCACCGACUUCACAACUAGGCUUUUAGCUGAUACCAUCGAGGUCUACAAAUCUGCGACAGGUCAAUCAUCGACGACUGUGGAGCUCUCACGAAUCGCACAAGACUUACGGCAUCACAUCAACCAUAUUACGAACAAGGCAAACAGCCUGAGUUCUACUAUCGAGGAUGAUACGAAGGUUCGUGUCACGCAGAUCUGCACAGAGUGUAGUAAUAUCUGCACCGAGCUCGAAAAAGCUCUCGAGAAACUACGAGCCACUGGCCAGACUAGGCUAGAUAUUGCACAGUCUAGUCUCAAGGUUGUGUUAAGAGAGUUGUGGAAGAAGGGUAAAGUUGAUAACUUGGUUCGCCGGCUGUCAUAUAUUCGGAGUAAUAUGAUGGAGAUUAUCGUGAUCGGUGUGUGGAAGGAUGGGCAACGGGCCUCAGCUGAUAUUCACCAUCUCAUCGGGCAGCAAAAUGAGAUAUUCACGAUGCUCAGUCACAUUAACAAGGCAACAAUAGACUUCAGACAAGAGCCCAUUGAUAUAACCAAAGACGAUAAUAUGGCAAUGUCAAAAAUUAGCCAUCAACAGAUCAUUGCCUGGACUAAGAUUUGGUCACCACGUUCGAGCUACCAAGCGGAUGCUUCCCUAGACAAGGGCGAUUCAGACAUAUGUGAGAGCAUACUCAAUAACCUCCUAUUUAAGAAUUUAACCGACCGAGAAGAAGCGAUCCCAAAGGCAUAUGAGCAGACAUUUCGAUGGGUAUUUGAGGAUCCUAGAGUGGACACCCAGGGCAAAGCCAUGUGGUCUAAUUUUCCAACUUGGCUUCAGGACGACUCUGAUUCCAUGUACUGGGUCGUUGGCAAGCCUGGUUCGGGGAAGUCAACACUUUUGAAAUACAUCCUCAACAACCCGUUGUUAAAAACGCACCUUAAUACUUGGGCCGGUAAACGGAAGCUUCUGCUAGGAGGUUUUUAUUUUUGGAAUGCUGGAACGACGGAGCAGAAACCACACAUAGGGCUCCUUAAAACGCUCUUGUGUGAAUGCUUGUCAAAAGCUCCUGAACUUGUUCGCCGUGUUACGCCCAAGAGGUGGGCUUUCCAAAAAAUAUUCCACAGCCCUCAGGAAUUAUCCCACCCCCCUUGGUCCCUAGCCGAACUACAGGAAGCAUUCACUAUUCUCGCGUCAGAGGCAGGGGAAUACUACGUGGUAGCCUUGUUUAUUGAUGGAUUGGACGAGUUUUCCGGAGACCACCAACAGCUUCUUGCCUUUCUUGAUGCCAUUCAUCGACAUGGAAGAGGAAGAGUGAAGAUCUGCGCCAGUAGCCGCCCUUGGAAUGUCUUUUUAGACUACUUUAGUGAUGCUCCUCAACUUGGGCUUCAAGAUUUGACUAAAAUGGAUAUCGAAUACUACAUAAGAAGCAACUUUGAAUCUCACAUUGGCUUCAAAGAACUCAGAGUAGCACAUGAGACCGAAUCGGAACGCAUAAUUUACUCUAUCGCUGACAGGGCUCACGGUGUCUUCUUGCGGGUAUCUAUAGUAGUCCGAUCGCUGCUUGAAACACUCACAGAUUGCAGCUCUAUACAUGAGCUUCAGAUAAUCAUCGAUCAACUACCAGAAAGCCUGUCUGAUUAUAUCUGAAAAUAUUCCUGAGCAUCCUACACAAGCAUAUACAAGACUGCUCUCGUUUCUUGCAACUCAAAGAACACUCGAUUGGUACAUUUACUGUUAAUGAGCUCUGGUUAGCUGAUAAUCAAGACGCAUUCUCUAAGCAUAUGAAUUCGUUAACGACUCGGCAAAAAGAGCAUAUAAAUGUUUCAAUGCGCCGAAAAGUAAGCAGUCGAACGAAAGGCCUACUUGAGGUCUCAAGCGUCGGUGUAAUUGAUUAUUUACAUCGCACAACGCAUGACUGGGUAGUUGAAAGCUUGAGUGAUAUUACUGCUAGUGGACCUGGGGAUUUCGAUGUCUAUGCAACCCUACUCAAGAUUGAAGUUAUAAUGUUACAUAAUAAAUUCCCCAUAACACGGCAUGAUAAUAUGUGCCAUGUUCUCGCAUGGUACGCCUCUCGGAUCAGUAAGUACGGCCAGAAUCGGGAGCUUGUGCACAACAUAGUUGAGGAGCUAGUUGGCAACGAUAGGGCAUUUCACCUAAGGCUGAUCAAGAGCUCAAAAUGGUCACCUUUUCUUAUCAAAGAAGCUUUAAAUAUGGUGACCUCAUGGACCGAUAUUGAUUUAAUUUUAGCAGCUCAGUUCUGCAUUGCCGACUAUGUACGAGAAGAGGUUGCGCUCAACCCUUCAAUAUUGAACCAAGGGAGUAACGAGCCAUCGAUCCUGGAGAGUGC